GGAAAGGGAAAAAAAAAGGACCUGCGCGUUGUUUGGAGUUUUGCCUGCCGAUGGUCUGGCCUGCGGGUACCAUGCGUUGCCAAUGACCGGUGAGUGUAUGGUAAACAUUGUGACGUUGUAAUCUGUAGGGAUUUGAGGGCUAUACUGUCAUGUCGGACUCCUAUACCUGAAGUUUAUGUCGACGAAGACGGUCCGAGUGGCAUAUAAGAAUUCUCCAGUGCCCUCCAUGUUUGAGACUUUGACAAGACUCUAUCAUCACCGCACUUGACUCAUCUUCUCUCAGAAGCCAUACAAAGUUUCAGUGGCCAGGAACUAAGGCCAUUCUCGACUGUUCAUAUGCCAACUUAUCUUUUCGUCUAAAUCCUCAGCCCAAAAAACAAAACAACCAAGAUGUUGUCAGAAAUACAGACCGGGAGCACAAGGCUCUCGCCUCUUAUUCUAUGGCCUCUGGUAGCAAUUUCACUUGUCGUCAUCGGCCUCCUUCUUCAAAUCAUCUACAACGUGACAUUCCACCCUCUCUGCAAAUAUCCAGGACCCAAGCUAUGGGCCGCCACUCGCAUCCCCUACGCAUUGAUGGGCGCCCGCGGCCAAACGCACAAGGAAAUCCUCGCCCUCCACCAAUACUACGACGCCGAAAUCAUCCGCGUCUCGCCUAAUGAGCUCUCCUUCCAGCAUCCGGACGCCAUGAAGGAGAUCAUGGGUCACCGCAAGGGCAAGGCCGAGGAGAACGCCAAAGACCCGGACUUUAUCGACAAGAACCACAUGGACAUCAUCUCGGCCAACCGUGAGGACCAUUCCCGCUACCGCCGCAUUCUGUCCAACGGCUUCUCCGCCAAGAGCAUGCAGGAGCAGCAGCCCAUCAUCAAGAGCUACAUUGACCUUCUUAUCGAGCGGCUCCACGGCAUCUGCAGCAAGGGCCCUGUUGACGUCGUGGCGUGGUACAAUUAUACCACAUUUGACAUUAUCGGCGACCUUGCUUUUGGACAGUCGUUUGGGUGCCUCGACAAGUCUGACUACCACCCCUGGGUCAAGGUGAUCUUCCAGAACAUCAAAAUGAUUUGCAUGGUCAACAUUACCAGAAGCUUCAAGGUCCUUGAACCUAUCCUCAAGGCCUUCAUCCCCAAGGAAGUCAUGAAGAAGGGCAUGUCUCACAGGCUGUUCGUCCGUGAAAAGGUCGAUCAGAGAAUAUCUCUCGGCACGCCGCGACCCGACUUUGCGGAGACCAUGCUCAAGAAGGGAGCUCAGCCAAUGAACCUGCCGGAAAUGUACGAAAACGCAAACGUUCUCAUCAUCGCCGGGUCCGAGACGACUGCGACGGCUCUCUCAGGCUGCACCUACCUCCUCCUGACCAACCCCGACAAGCUGGCCAAGCUCCAGAAGGAGAUCAGGACCUCGUUCCAGAACGAGGAUGAGAUUGACCUCCUCAGUACCGCCAAGCUCGAGUACCUCCACGCCGUCCUCGAAGAGACCCUGCGAUCGUACCCUCCCGUUCCCGUCGCUCUGCCGCGUAUCACGCCGCCUGCCGGACAAGAAAUUCUCGGACAAUGGAUCCCUGGAAACACCACAAUCGGCGUCACCCACUGGGCCCUCUACCACAACGACAAGAUUUUCUCCAAACCCUUCGAGUUCCACCCGGAGCGCUGGCUCGGCGACCCGGUCUUCGCCGACGACCACCUCGAAGCCCUAAAGCCCUUCCACAUCGGGCCCCGUAACUGCCUGGGCAUGAACCUCGCCUACGCCGAGAUGAAAAUGAUCCUCGCCAAGGUCAUCUGGAACUUUGACCUGCAGCUGGCCGCGCAGAGCAAGGGCUGGAUCGACCACGACGUCUACAUCCUCUACAACAAGCCGCCAUUGAUGGUACACCUUACGCCGGCGGUCAAGGCUUCGGAGUAAGUUUUGUGGAGGGAGAUUGUUGAAAAGAGCGCGGUUUAAUGUUGAGAAUUUGAGAAGCCUUCAUUUUAAGUCAAGUUUGUGAUG
Molecule: messenger RNA, 1977 nt
Organism: Colletotrichum godetiae
Lineage: Eukaryota; Fungi; Ascomycota; Sordariomycetes; Glomerellales; Glomerellaceae
Product: cytochrome P450
Exons: 4
Coding region: 391-1893 (500 amino acids)
Molecular function (GO): iron ion binding; heme binding; monooxygenase activity
Source: RefSeq, a predicted model, not a curated record